Molecule: messenger RNA, 1496 nt
Organism: Humulus lupulus (European hop)
Lineage: Eukaryota; Viridiplantae; Streptophyta; Magnoliopsida; Rosales; Cannabaceae
Product: nuclear pore complex protein NUP43
Exons: 5
Coding region: 13-1104 (363 amino acids)
Cellular component (GO): nuclear pore outer ring
Molecular function (GO): protein binding
Source: RefSeq, a predicted model, not a curated record
AGAGUGACAGUCAUGAGCAAAACCCUUAAACCCUUAACAAUGGCGAUCACACCACGCUCAGAGCCUCCCCAAAUCCAAAGGUUCCCUCAAUCCAAAUACAUAGACGCAGUACGGUGGCUACCACCAGUCACGGCCUUGGAUAGGUUUGCAGCCAUCGCCUUUUUCGACUCGGAUUCCGACUCUUCCUCCGUUGAAAUAUACUCAGUUGGCUCCAACCCAGCAAACCUAGUUCCUCAAUCUUCAUGGGUUUCUCCCUCGAGAGUCUAUUCCCUCAAAACCUCUCAUUCUCAGCACAGACCCUUUGUUGCCGCUGGAACUUUUUCGAGCUCUCUACAUGUCCUCUUCUCCAAUCCCAUGGACGCUUCGUCGCUCGAAUCGGAGCUUUCGAUCCCGGGAAAGGUUUUACACGAAGGGCCCAUUUCUUGUAUUGAUUUAAUGGACGGUGAGCUUGAGUGUUUGACCGUUGGGGAAGAUGGGAAGGUCAAUGUGGUUUCUAUUGGGGCUUCAAAUUUGAAUCACCGGCGAGUUUUUGAUAGCAGUGGUUUGGUUUCUUACACGGCGACGAAAUGGGCUUCUCCGGCCGAGUUUGCGACUGGUGGAUGUGGGUUUAGUCUUCAAUGGUGGGACCAGAGGAAACCCGGCGGAGCUGUUUCUCAGUUCAAGGGCAACUGGGCUCAAAGAACUUCGGGGAUUAUUCAUUCCAUUGAUGUUCAUCCAUCACGUAAACACACUUGUCUGGCAGGAGGUUCUUUAGGCACCGUAUUUGCCUGGGAUCUUAGAUGGCCGCAACAGCCAAUAAUUCUUUCUGGGGUUGGAACAGGUGAUGCCGGAGCCCAUUCUCCAUCUGAAAGUGAGGUUUGGGAGGUUCAGUAUGACCGCUAUGCAAAGUCUGUGAACAUGGGAAACAGUUCAUCUUCAAAAAUCUUGCCAGCGAUGAUCUGCUCAGAAGAUGGUAUCCUUGCUGUUAUUGAACAAGGUGAAGAACCCCUUGAGCUUGUGGCAGAACCAUGUGCGAUCAACAGCUUCGACAUCGAUUGCCAAAACCCUUCAGAUGUGAUAUGUAGUUUGGAAUGGGAAUCUAUAGCAGUGUUGUCAAGGUCAUAAUAUCCAUGAGCAGACAAAGUGUAGAGUUCAAUUUAUGGAAGGAUGUGGGUUCCGAUAAUGAAUUGCACUAAUAGCGGUAUGACACCACCCCACCCUGGUGUAUUGGGCACCAUUGUUUCUUUUUAGCAAUUCUCUUGUUUAUAUGUGCCCAAGGAUUAAAAUGCUCUUCUUAUUAUGGUGUGCCAUUGCAUGAUUUGGAUUAGUUGAUUAUUUAAUUCUGAUUUUUUUUAAUAUAAUAUCUUAAAUUAAAAAAGUUCUUAUGUUGGGCAAUAUAAGAGUAUUUUUACAAUAAGAAUAUUCUUAUGUGAAAUAGCUGUAUCUGGAUAAUGCUCAUCAAUAAUGUAAUUUAGCAUUAGUACUUCUCUAUAUAAUGAUUUUUGUUAUUUAACCAA